AUGACCUCCCACAGUAAAAAAAAAGUCUCAAGGAGAAACUGCUCAUUAUAUUACCUCAUCAAUCCCCAGCUAGCUAUAGUACCAGUACUACUUCUGCUUCUCUCUUUUUCAGGUUCUGGGAGUUUGCUUCUGGUCAUUGGCUGCACUAUUCUUUUUAGAAGAAGAAGAGGAAGAGGUAUGGGGCACCAUUCAUGCUGCAACAAACAGAAAGUGAAGAGAGGGCUGUGGUCACCUGAAGAAGAUGAGAAGCUCAUCAGCUACAUCUCCACCUAUGGCCAUGGCUGCUGGAGCUCCAUCCCUAAACUUGCUGCAGGGCUUCAGAGAUGUGGGAAGAGCUGCAGGCUGAGAUGGAUAAACUACCUGAGGCCUGAUCUCAAGAGGGGAAGCUUCUCCCCUCAAGAAGCUGCCCUCAUCAUUGAGCUCCACACCAUUCUUGGAAACAGAUGGGCACAAAUAGCAAAGCACUUGCCAGGGAGAACAGACAAUGAGGUGAAGAACUUUUGGAACUCAAGCAUCAAGAAGAAGCUCAUCUCCCACCACCACCACCAUCUUCACCAUAAUCAUAACAAUCAUGGAGGAUUCUUAGUUCCACCACCGCACCAAGGCUUUGAUCACUCCACCACCACCAUGUUCCAUCAUCCAAAUCACCCUUCAUCACUACUUCUUUCUCCUCCCUCUCUCCAUGAUCACCCUUCAUCCUUCUUCUCCCUCGACUCGACUGCGAAUCACAACACCACCAACAACAACAACUCUAGUACUGGCCUCAACAUUCAAGACCCCACCAACAACAACAACCAUCUCCUUGUCUCUCCUUCGUCAGUGCUCCAGGGUUAUGGCAACGGUGCUGGAGAUGUCAUAGCCCUGGAGGAACCAUAUCACUUGCCAAACCAGCUACUCAUGAACAUCACUAAUUCUCCCAUCGACCCAAUAUGGCCACCAUCUUUGCCUUUCUUGACCAACCCACAACUCCUCAACAACAACAUUGACACCACCAUCAUCACUACUCCUGCAGCUCCCAAUCAAGAGGAAGUUCAUCAUGAUGAUCAAGUCCUGAUGAUCACCAACAUUGAUGAUGAUCAUGACAAACAAGAUGACCACCACCAUCAUCAAGGAGUUAUUAACAACAUGAUGAUGAUGAUCAACCAACCAAUGUUGAUCCCUUAUGAUGAUGAUGUUGAUCAUGACCAAGUACAACAACAACAACAACAUCAUCAUCAUCAGCUACUCAUGAUGCCACCUCAUCUUGUAUCAUCACAAACACAUCAUCAAGGAGCAGAUGAAGAUGAAGAAGAUCAAGCCCAAGAGCUAGAGGAUGAUCAUCAUCAUCAGGACCCACAACCAGUUUGCACAUCAUCACCAGCUGGCAUGGCGAUGACGUCAUCACAGGCCAGUCAGAUCGAGUACAUGGAAGCCAUGAUCAUGUCAUCCUUACCAUCGUCAUCAUCUUCUUCAUCGUUCAUUGGACCAGGCAGCAGCUGCUGGAACAUGGCUGGCUAGCUAAUAUGCAUAUUGUGGAAAUAUUUCAAUUAAGUUUGCUAUUAUAAGGAAGAAGAAUAUAAAUAUAUGUGGAUCAUGUUGCAUACUAACUAAGGUACAAUAUAUAUGUUUGGUAUAGUAAUUAAUAGGGGUGGUACGUAGUGGGUAUUUUUAUAAUUAAAUAUGGGUUUGCCUGAAAGAUGUAUAAGGAUGGUGAGUGCAGCUUUUAUGGGAGAAAACCUAGAUGUUACUAGUUCAGGUUCUUUCUUCACUCACUCACUCACUAAUGCUUUCAUUUCUCCUCCUCUUCGUCAUUUAUUAAUAUACCUCUCCAUAGUAUUGAUUGUUACUCUGAAUCUAGACCUUGUGCAUUCAAUUUUGAUGGGUGACUGAGAGGAAGGACUGAAGGAGGAGGUUGCUCGUUACGCGCGAGGUUUGAGACCAGAAUUUUUUUUAAUUCACGAUUUGGCGCUACAAUUGUCU
Molecule: messenger RNA, 1959 nt
Organism: Linum tenue
Lineage: Eukaryota; Viridiplantae; Streptophyta; Magnoliopsida; Malpighiales; Linaceae
Source: the annotation of a GenBank genome assembly